UAAGCCACCAGAUGACCUAGCUUAGCAUAUACUUAUAUCAAGGUGAAGGAAAGUUUCAUCUCAGAAUCCAUUUUCAAUGUUGAAUAUAACAACUCAUGGAAACUUAAUUCACUAUUCAUUCACUUGUCAACUUUUUCCAAUCAUUUCUUACUUUCUCUCUUUCUUAGCCAAUUCAAUUUAUUAAUUAUCAUCAUCCAUGUCUUUUGUUUCUUUUGUGUUUCUCUUCUUAAAAUCAUAGACAUUUUACAUUAACCGAUUCGUCAUUUGGGUAACAUCACUGGUUUUCCCACCAAUAGUUUGUCGCCAACCAUUUUUGCUGUUUUUUGUUUUUAUUAAUCAUCUUUUGUUUCUUUGUUCAUUUAAUUCCAUAAGAAAAAUAAUUGAAUUAAUUGAGUGUUUAACCAGUGAUUUUUGUUAUUAACACCAUUACUGAAACUGUUAAGUCAGUAACAAUGAAUAAAAAUAAACCUUACAAGUUGACAAAUGUUUGCUCAAAAGUGUCAAGUGUUGAUACACUUUAUCAAUCAGCUAUUGAGCCUGUACAAUGUGAAGCCAGAUUGUGUGCUGGUUCAUUGAUGAGACAAUCAGUUGCAACUACAAAACAUCGACGAACUACUGAUGAAAUUAUUGUUCAGGCUAAAAAUUUUCUCGAUCAAUAUUACACUUCAAUUAAGCGUGUCAACUCACCAGCUCAUAUUGAAAGAUGGAAUCAAGUUAAAUCUUCAAUCAUUAAACAUGGUACCUACCAAUUAAAGGAAACUGAACUCAUCUACGGUGCUAAAUUGGCUUGGAGAAAUGCUUCAAGAUGCAUUGGACGAAUCCAAUGGUCCAAACUCCAGGUAUUUGAUGCAAGGACAGCAACAACAGCCAAAGAAAUGUUUGAUGCCGUUUGUAAUCACAUUAAAUAUGCGACCAACAAAGGCAACUUAAGAUCAGCGAUUACAAUUUUCCCACAAAGAACUGGUGAUUCUGGUGACUUCAGAAUUUGGAAUCAACAAUUGAUUUCUUAUGCUGGUUAUCCUGAUCCAGAUAGACCUGGCCAUAUAAUUGGUGAUCCCAUUAACGUUGAAUUCACUCAGCUUUGCUUGAAUAUGGGUUGGAAACCAGCAAAGACCAAUUGGGACAUUUUACCGAUUGUUGUCUCUUCGUCUGGACAAGAUCCACAGUUGUUUGUGAUUCCGGAAGAAUUGAUUCUCAGAGUUCCAUUGGAACAUCCAAACUUCGAAUGGUUCAAAGAACUGAACCUUCAAUGGUACGCAGUUCCAGCCGUUUCCAAUAUGCUAUUCGAUGUUGGAGGAAUUGAAUUCCCUGCUGCUCCGUUCUCGGGUUGGUACAUGGGAACUGAAAUUGCAUGUCGUGAUCUUUGUGAUGUGAGCAGGUUCAACAUUUUAAAAACUGUGGCUGAUAAAAUGGGUUUAGAUACUCGAUCAAACAUGACUCUAUGGAAAGAUGCAGCUCUUGUUGAGGUUAAUCGAGCAGUUAUUGACAGUUACCAGAAACUUGGUGUUACCAUUGUUGACCAUCAUACAGCUGCUGAAUCAUUCAUGAAACACCUUGAAAAUGAGCAAAGAUUAAGAGGUGGUUGUCCAGCUGAUUGGGUUUGGAUUGUACCGCCAACAGCUGGAAGUUUAACUCCAGUUUUUCACCAAGAAAUGAUUGACUAUCGACUUAAACCAAGCUUUGAAUAUCAGGAACCAGCAUGGAAGUCACAUUCUUGGAAUAUUUCACCGAAUGGUGAAAAAUCAAUUGUUCAAGCGAGAAAGAAAAAGUUCAAAGAGAUUGCUCGAGCAGUUAAAUUUACAUCUAAUCUGUUUGGUAAAGCGCUUUCAAAGCGUGUUAAAGCAACCAUACUUUAUGCAACCGAAACUGGACGAUCAGAGGAAUAUGCAAAACGCUUGGAGCAAAUAUUUUCAUUUGCAUUCAAUGUUACGGUAAUGUGUAUGGAUUCAUAUGAUAUUUUUCAAUUGGAACAUGAAACGCUUCUGUUAAUUGUUACCAGUACCUUUGGUAAUGGCGAUCCACCAGAAAAUGGUGAAUCUUUUGCUCGACAAUUGCAAGCAAUCAAGGUUACUGGAGAUACUACACCUGAUAUUGAAAGUGUCAGGAGUGUUUCAACGUCCUUGUUGCGUAUAUCAACAUUGGGAUCAUACGAGGGACGUGAAACACCGCCAAAUGAUAUUGGAUCGUCUCAAAUUGGACCUUUAAGCAAUAUAAGUAUACACAAUGGAAACUCAUUGGAGUUGGAGAAGCUCAAAUUGGAAUCUGAUGUAACCUCUAAAAUAAUACUUGAAGAUGGUAAACUUCUUAAGGAAAGUGAUUUCAAGAAAACAGAGAUAACCAAAAGUGAAACUUCAUUUCAAUCAAAUGGCCAUUUCACUUCCUAUCAAGCUUAUAAACAAUUCUGUCGAAGCAAAAGACGAAGAUUUGCUGUCUUUGGUUUGGGGUCAAGUGCUUAUCCCAAUUUUUGUGCAUUUGCCAAGUAUCUUGACAAUAUGCUUGGUGAACUCGGCGGUGAACGUAUAUUUAAAUUGAUCACUGGUGAUGAAUUGUGUGGUCAAGAGCAAUCGUUUAAUCAAUGGGCGAAAGAUGUUUUUGCAGAAGCUUGUAAUGUUUUUUGUCUCACCGACGAGAUUAAUAUGAAUGAUGUUAUGAAAACAGCAACACUUAAACCUAAAAUAUGGUCAGUCCAAAGUGUUAAAUUGGUGCCUUUAAAUGUUACCUCAAAUGGCCCUAAAUCAUCAACUGAUGUUGCCAAAGCUCUUGCUAAAAGCUCUAAUCGAAAGGUAAUACCAUUUCACUUGGCAUCAACUAUUAACCUUCACAGGGGAGGUGAUAAACAACGGCAAACUAUUCGAGUAAUACUUGAACUUGAUAAGCAACAAUAUGUUAAAUUGCUUGGGGAUCAACAAUCUUCAACGGCAACAUCAACAACGACAUCAACUAUUGUAUCAACUGAUUCAUCAACCGUUACAUCAACCACUAAUUCAACUUCAAUCUCAUCAACCCAGAAGCAGCCAAAUGGUCACUUGAUUGGCAAUCAAAAAAAUGGGGAAACAAAUGUGUCAUUAACCUACUCUCCUGGUGACCAUUUGGGAAUUUUCCCGGAAAAUUCAGUUACUUUGGUUAAAGGAAUAAUGUCUCGUUUGAAUAAAAUUGAUUUCACCAAAGUCUAUCAAAUUAUGGUCCGUAAAUCAAACGAUGACAAUGGAAACAACGAUAACAUUGAAUACGUACCUCAUGAAAAGCUGCCAUCGUGUUCAAUUGAAGAAGCGUUAACCCGUUAUUUGGACAUAACUACACCGCCAACUCAGCAACUCUUAAGUUUACUGUCAUCUUUCUGUAAAGACAAUGGACAGAAAAGUUUAAUGGAAAAAUUGGCCAACGAUAGUGAACGCUAUGAAGAAUGGAAAGCUCACCAAUAUCCUAAUCUUCUUGAAUUAUUGACACAAUUUGACUCUCUCGAUCCUCCAGCAGAAAUAAUUUUAACCCAACUUCCCAUGCUUCAACCUCGAUUCUACUCAAUCUCAUCUUCUAAUAAAUAUUAUAAUUGGAUAUCACCGUCAGUAUCAUCGUCAUCUUCAUCAUCCUCUUCUUCAUCGUCAUCGAAUAACAUCAUUAACAACACUCACAAUACUAAUAAUAUUAACAGCAAUAUUAUAUCGUCUUCAGCAUCAUCAUCAUUAUCAUCUGUACAAAACUCUUUAUCAACAAAUGGUCACUCUCCAAUUUCAUCUACUGACAAUUCAUCUUCAUCAUUUCUUAUUGAUCAAUCUUCAGUCGAUAUUUCUGGAAGUCCUCGCCGGCCGGGUACUUUAUGUAAAGAUACUCUCAAUUUGUUUAGUUUAUUUUCAAAAUUUACCGGUUUUGAAACAUCAUCUAACCACAAUAAUCAACUAAACCAUCAAAACACUGCAAACAACGCUACAAAUUAUCUUAAUAACUUUAUUACAUCUGUUAAUAACAAUAAUAACAAUAUUAAUGAUAGCAACAAUAAUAAUUACAAAGAUAAAUCAAAUAAUUCUAUUCCAAGUAAACAAAGAGUUGGAAAUUCAGUGAGCGGAUCAAAUAACAAGCAGACUGGAGCUGAUGGUCAUCGAAGUGAUUCCAUCAGAAUUGAUUUAACUGUUGCUGUUGUUAGUUACACUACCGGAUCAGGAGCUCAACAUUAUGGUGUUUGUUCAAACUUCCUGGCCAACAUUAAAGAUGGACAUCAAGUUUUUGGCUUCCUUCGCAGUGCACCCAAUUUCAGAAUGCCUGAUGACCACUCAGCUCCCGUUAUCAUGGUUGGACCGGGAACCGGAAUUGCACCUUUCAGAGGUUUCUGGCUUGAACGCUAUGCUGAUGGUUUAACCAAUCCUUCACUUAAAAAAUCUUUUGGUAAAAUGUCUCUAUAUUUUGGUUGUCGAACACCUUUAAUGGAACUUUAUGCCGAUGAAACUCGCUUCAUGGCCAAAGAAAAGGUAUUAUCCUGUGUAAAAGUCGCAUACUCUCGGGUUGAAGGUCAACCUAAACGAUAUGUCCAAGAUGAACUUCGAACAGCAGCUGGGGAGAUUCUCCAUCAACUAAUGAAAGAGAAAGGCCAUCUUUACGUUUGUGGUGAUGUUUCAAUGGCUGAAGGUGUCUGCCAAACCUUGAGGCAACUUUUAUCUGAAGCUGGUUAUGAAGAUCCUGAUAGUGUUAUAAUGUAUCUUCGGUCUGAUAAUCGAUAUCAUGAAGACAUUUUUGGUAUUACCCUAAGAACCGAUGAAGUACGGAAGAAAGGUCGAGAUAAUGCUCUAAACAGGAAAAGUGCAGCAAAUGUUUGAUAAAUCGCCAAGCGAAAAAAAAGGAUUGAAUUACUUUUAAAGUCUUUAAUGUUGCUCUCUUUUUGUUGCCCUAAAACUCUGAUUAUCAAUUUUAUUUGCAUAACAAUUAUAAUAUUAUUGCUAUUAUGUUAUAUAUAUACAUAAGAGAAAGUUGAGAUAUAAAUAUUACAAUAAAUAUCACUUGAAGAGGCAGAAAUAAUAUAAUUAACAUGGCUUGCAUGAAUUAUAAAACAUUUUGAAACUCGGAUAAUCAUGGUUUCCUAAUGAUUUUUAUGAUUAAGAUUUUGUUUUUUGUUUUUUCUAAAUGUUGGUUUGCUUGGUUAUUUUAAAUUGCCUAAACUGUACCUGCAAUGAUUUCCAAUCAUUUGAACCAAACAUGCACCAAUCAUCAUUGAAAUUGUUACAAUCAAACUAAAAUGUUACGAUUGAAAUGAUUAUGCUAAGCUUCUGUUUUUGUUCAUCAUGUUACUCUUUGUUAUUAAUACAUUCAAAAUUGUUUGAAUUGCAUAUCAAAUGUUCAAUCAUAAUUAUGUCUAUUAAACCAAAUAAAUUUACAAUUUAACCGAAAA
Molecule: messenger RNA, 5374 nt
Organism: Tetranychus urticae (two-spotted spider mite)
Lineage: Eukaryota; Metazoa; Arthropoda; Arachnida; Trombidiformes; Tetranychidae
Gene: Nos
Product: Nitric oxide synthase
Biological process (GO): nitric oxide biosynthetic process
Molecular function (GO): flavin adenine dinucleotide binding; nitric-oxide synthase activity; heme binding
Source: RefSeq, a predicted model, not a curated record